UUCAGAUUCCUUUCAGAGUUGGCUCCCUUUUAACAAUUACCGCAUAGGAAAGAUAAGUUUUCUGUCUGUAGCAUGUGCAUUUUCGGAGAAAUUCGGUUUAUUGUUAUCCGGAAUGUUUCAGUCAUUUGUUUAAUAUGUACUUUACAAAAUAGACUUGUUUACCUGCGUUGCUAAGGUUACGGUUGCCAAGUUCAAGAGCGGCCAUUACGAAUCUUCGUUUACCGAAGCGUAUCAUUGCUAUCACACCUCUGCACUUUUGAAAGUUUCUUCGACAUAUUUGAGUUUCUUCGCUUUCUUCUUACUGCAGUAAGAUUUCUCUUGUGAGACUUGAGUUUGGAGUUGAAUACUCUAGUAUAAUCUUGAGUUGGAGUAAGAGAGAUACACUGUGAAGGUAACUGACAUGAACUGAUUUACACACUUGUAGUAGACAUUGUGAUUUGUCCCUCUCAUAACCUCACACAUGCAGGAAAUAACGUUCACAUGAAGAAACACAAAAGUGAAAAAAUUAAUUCAGUUUUAACUUGUUAAUUGUACAGAUGUUUUAAGACAUGUCUCUUCGAUUUUCUUGUAAAUUGUACUUAGAGUUUUCAAAAUAUAUCCCAAAACAGAUAAUAGGGAAAUACACUAACAUUCAUUUGAAGUUCAUAAAAGAACAUAUAUAAUAACAUGUAUGAUGUUCUUCGCUAUUCUUGUAACUUGUACUAAAAUUUAUAAAACUUAUUCCCUAACACGCUUCAGAGCCACAAGAUGUUGUGUCCCAACGAGAGUUGGGUGAGCCUGGAUGACUUUCAGCCUCGCUGUACCUGUCUCUACCCCCACACAACUUGGACCGAUGCAGCCAUCCCCUCCAACACCACUAGGUCCAUCAGCCCCACUAGCCCUACCCCUAGAUCACCCAUGUUUGGUAGUAACAGACCAGACAGCCCCAUCAGCAAGUAUCUAGAAAACCAGGACUCCUUCCUUUAUCCAGAAUGUCCCAGAUUUAAUUCAUUUUUUGACACCAAUGAUGUAACAUCAACGUUUUUAUCAGUCAAUCCAGAUAUCUGGUCUGUCAGCCCAAGUGAUGAGUCUCUCCCAGCCAGUGCCAGCUCCAGCCUGACCAGCCUGAGCUCCACCAGUCUUACUGACCCCUUCCCCAGCUCUUCUACCCUUUUCCAGAAUUCUGAGGAAUUCUUCGAUGAUCUUCUUCCCUCCCCAUCUUCCAGCACAACCUGCUUCAACUAUGGCCUCCCACCUAGCAGAUAUCUGGAAUCAGAUAUGUCAGGUUUGCCAGAUGACAUGAAUCUCUCAGCUACAGUUUACAAAGACAUCUGGUUAUAUAACACCUAUGACCUUUUUCAGGAUGGACCACUACUGUCCUCAAGCUCCAUGUCUCUUCCUAUCAGCCCAGUGAGCAGCUUCACCAACCUGAGUGAGUGCAAUGUGUCCUGCAGUCUGACCAGCCUGUGCCACCAAGGAGUGUCACUUCCAGUCCCCAGCAGGAGACCUGGACCCCUGAACAAGAUGGUGGAUAGGAAGAGAAAGAGAGAUGAGGAUGAUGAGGUGGAGGUGAAGGUUUGUAAGAGGGCCAGGCUAUAAGUAUGGUAAUCCGAUUUACACUGUUAAUGUAUGUCUGAAGUAUCUGUUUUACUAACAUUAAUUGAUUACUUUUCAGUUUUCUAUAUUUUGCUCUGAAUGGAUGUGUUUUUAAUUUCAACCUUUAUUCUACUUUCAUACUGCAAUAUUUAGUCACACAACAUCUUAUUGUCCUUGUAAGAUCAUUUAAAACCUCAAAAUAGGUGGAUGCUUCCUCUCAAAUAAGCUUUGUGAAUGUAAGUCACUACUAGCUUAAAACCCUUUUCUUAUCACUGUCCUGAAAUUGUGCUCUAUUCAGUAAUUACUUCUCUUCUUACUAGCUCUAAUACCUGCCCCUACCAGCGGUAACAUUUCUAGGUCCCCAUUCCUGUACUUUCAAUAUGGUUAGUGGUCAGGUGUCACUAGAUGGGGA
This is a messenger RNA of Haliotis rubra (blacklip abalone), 1987 nucleotides long. RefSeq lists its product as uncharacterized. Bases 748 to 1578 code for a protein of 276 amino acids. The transcript is spliced from 2 exons. NCBI's taxonomy places the organism in Eukaryota, Metazoa, Mollusca, Gastropoda, Lepetellida, Haliotidae. The record is from RefSeq and is a predicted model, not a curated record.